AUGUCUGUAACCCAACGGGAGGAUGCCUUCCCAUCUUGCAGGAACUGGUCAUUUAAUAAAGAGCUCAAUGACACUCGGGAACCUUUUGGCAAUCCUUCUGCCGAUUAUGAUGAGGAGGAAUUUCUACGAUACCUUUGGAAAGAGUAUUUGCAUCCCAAAGAAUAUGAAUGGGUUCUAAUUGUUGGAUAUAUUAUUGUAUUUCUUGUGGCUCUCAUAGGAAAUAUUCUGGUUUGUGUCGCAGUGUGGAAGAAUCAUCACAUGCGGACAGUGACCAAUUAUUUCAUAGUCAACUUGUCCUUAGCAGAUGUCCUUGUCACCAUCACGUGUCUCCCAGCAACUUUAGUGGUGGACAUCACUGAGACAUGGUUCCUUGGGAACAGCCUCUGCAAGGUGAUCCCUUAUUUGCAGACUGUGUCCGUUUCUGUUUCUGUGCUGACACUCAGCUGCAUUGCACUGGAUCGAUGGUAUGCAAUUUGUCACCCUUUGAUGUUUAAGAGCACAGCCAAGCGAGCAAGGAAGAGCAUUAUCAUUAUCUGGAUUGUGUCCUGUAUUAUAAUGAUUCCCCAGGCGAUUGUCAUGGAGAGCAGCAGUGUGUUGCCAGGAUUAGCCAACAAAACCAUCUUGUUCACUGUUUGUGAUGAGCACUGGGGAGCUGAAGUCUACCCAAAAUUGUACCACACAUGUUUUUUCCUAAUAACGUACAUGGCCCCACUGUGUCUUAUGGUGUUGGCCUACUUGCAGAUAUUUCACAAAUUAUGGUGUCGACAGAUUCCAGGAACUUCAGCCACCGUUCAGAGGAAAUGGAAGCCUCUGCAGUCUUCUGCACAGACCCGCGGACUGAGGCCAUCAGCAAAGUUGAGGAUUAGCGCAGUGGCAGCUGAAAUCAAACAGAUUCAAGCCAGGAGGAAAACAGCACGGAUGCUAAUGGUUGUUCUUCUGGUUUUUGCACUUUGUUAUCUGCCCAUUAGCAUUCUCAAUGUUUUGAAAAGGGUAUUUGGGAUGUUUAACAAUGCUGAUGACAGAGAAACUGUGUAUGCCUGGUUUACGUUCUCCCACUGGCUCGUAUAUGCAAAUAGUGCAGCAAAUCCAAUUAUUUAUAACUUUCUCAGUGGAAAAUUCCGAGAAGAAUUUAAAGCAGCAUUUUCUUGCUGCUGUGGCUUUGGCAUUAGCCACCACCAAGACGAACGAGGCAGGGGACGGGCAAGCACAGAGAGUCGAAAAUCCUUGACCACCCAGCUCAGCAACAUUGAUCAUGCUUCAAAGCUGUCAGAGCAUGUUGCACUGACCAGUAUAAGCACACUGCCAGCCAAUGGCACUGGACCAAUGCACACCUGGUAG
Messenger RNA from Eublepharis macularius, 1338 nucleotides. It is a transcript of the gene HCRTR2, whose product is annotated as hypocretin receptor 2. Gene Ontology annotation, cellular component: membrane. The coding region runs from base 1 to 1338 and encodes 445 amino acids. NCBI's taxonomy places the organism in Eukaryota, Metazoa, Chordata, Lepidosauria, Squamata, Eublepharidae. The transcript has 7 exons. Gene Ontology annotation, biological process: G protein-coupled receptor signaling pathway; feeding behavior; circadian sleep/wake cycle process. Gene Ontology annotation, molecular function: orexin receptor activity. The record is from RefSeq and is a predicted model, not a curated record.